Molecule: messenger RNA, 375 nt
Organism: Cooperia oncophora
Lineage: Eukaryota; Metazoa; Nematoda; Chromadorea; Rhabditida; Trichostrongylidae
Source: the annotation of a GenBank genome assembly
AUGACAGCUCUUACGACAGCAAAGUUCCUUACUGAUCGUGUGGCUAUUGUGUCUGCCUCAACUAAGGGUAUUGGAUUCGCUAUUGCGAAGCGGCUGGGAGCUGAUGGAGCAUCUGUAGUAGUUAGUAGCAGAAAGUCGCAAAACGUUGAGGAUGCCGUCAGUGCCUUACGACUAGAAGGUGUUGAUGCUGCGGGAAUCGUAGCUCAUGUUGGAGUGAAAGAAGAUCGGAAGAAGCUCAUAGAAUUUGCCCUUGAUCGAUAUGGCAAACUCGACAUACUGGUUUCCAAUGCAGCUGUCAAUCCUCAUUUUGGUGAUAUUAUGAGCAUUUCUGACUCUCAAUGGGAUAAACUUCUUCAAAUUAAUGUGAGUUUUUGA